CCGACAGCCAGCAUCAUAAUGUCCUGCGUCAUCUACAAUUUUUUCCACAACUGUCCGAGAAGUCGUUGGGCCCACACCUCGGAGUGCGAGGAGACUCUCGCCUUCACCAAAAAAUAGCAAUGGUCAUCCUACGCUGGUGCUGGCUGCCUCUCGUCCUGGUGUCCAUUUCGGAGGCACUCGACCCGGAUGAAACCACCACAGUGGCCUCUGUCGGUGGCAGCGAUUUGACGGCGGCCAAAUGUGGCAAGAAAAGAGCCGGCUGUUGUUCUGAGCUGUACAUUGGUGAGGAGGAAGAACUCGAGAAAUGCUUCUUGAUACACUCCUCAAAGCUACCCCAGGACGGCGAAUCCGAUAUCGGGAAGACCUUUAGAUUCUUAUCGUGCUUUGUGGAGUGUUUGUACAAACAGAAGAAGUACGUUGGGAAGAGCGACACGAUUAACAUGAAAAUGGUCAAGCUCAAUGCGGAAACAACAUUCGCCGAUCGUCCCAAGGAGAAGGAUUACCACAUAGCCAUGUUCGACUAUUGCCGAAAGGAUGCCUCGUCCAUGUACAACCUUCUGAAGGCCAGUCCCGGAGCCAAGGCGCUCCUGAGGAGCGCCUGUCGACCCUAUUUGCUGAUGGUGUUCCUGUGCGUGGCCGACUACCAUCACGAUCACGAGUGCCCCUACUUCCGCUGGGAGGGCUCCACCAAGGCGGGAACCAAGGAUCAGUGCGAAAGGGACAAGGCCCAGUGCUAUGCCAUCGAUGGUCUGACCAUGCCCACCGAGAAACCGAUUUAGAAUCGAAAGGCGGAAAAUUAAAGGAAAAUUAAGACCAAGUUGUUUAUAAUAAAGUUCGAGUGUAUAAAUAAAAGACUACAUAGGUCGGGG
Molecule: messenger RNA, 869 nt
Organism: Drosophila ananassae
Lineage: Eukaryota; Metazoa; Arthropoda; Insecta; Diptera; Drosophilidae
Gene: Obp58d
Exons: 4
Coding region: 120-779 (219 amino acids)
Source: RefSeq, a predicted model, not a curated record